AUGCGUUGCUCCUGCCUCGGUGCCGUGCACCUGCUCAGCGCCCUUGGGCUCUCUUCGAGUAGUGAUGCAGCGCGCGACGACGUGCGCAACAGCGCCGAACGCGAUGCAUCGGAUCAGCAUGCCGCACUGCACGCCGCUCCCUCGAGCCGUCUGUCUGGCUCAUCACCGAGUUUGCUAGCCGCAGGCAAAGCACAGUAUCACGCUCGCAGCUGUCCGCACGAGCUGGCUCGGCCCCCGCGUACCAGGUGCAACGAUCUUCGUUGCAGCUUCACCGUGCAGCCUCCCUGUAGUGCGUCGCCGGUCCUCCAGCCUGGAUCGCUCGUUUCCAUCCUUGCUUCGCUAGCGAGACCUUACCCUGUCUCGCGGUCCUGA
This is a messenger RNA of Moesziomyces aphidis, 372 nucleotides long. The record is from the annotation of a GenBank genome assembly. Lineage: Eukaryota; Fungi; Basidiomycota; Ustilaginomycetes; Ustilaginales; Ustilaginaceae.